AUCGAAAUGGCGGAGCAGAGACAUGCGGGUGAUGGAUCACAGAUCUUUUCCUGGGAUGUUUAAAAAAGCGAAGAAGAAAACUCCAAAUCCACAAAUACAUGUGAAAGCCACACCUUGGAAACCAUUUGCUGUUUCCAUAUAUUUAAUGAGCAGCAACACUGACACCUCACCCACACCUUCUGAAGAGCUUGAACUACUCCAGGCCGGACUAGGAAAACGGGUGAUUACAAUUUCAUCCAAUGUGAACCAUUCGGAUUUAUGCAAGCUCCUUGAAGCUGAAUUUCCAAAGAUGAAGUCACUUACUGGAGGGUGGUUACUUUAUAAGGCACCAGGUGGGAAUGGAAGAAGAAAGCUUACUGUUGUCCCUCCAGACUCCGAGGGUUAUACAGGAAGCCUUCUCAAAAUGGCUACCACCACGGGAAGAACAGGACUGUAUAUGGUCCCUCUUCAAGAUGAGUUGGGUCUUGAUCCACUGCCAUUCUCAGCAGAAGAGUUUGCUAAGAUGCCGAAGGUUGAAUGUCGUACUUGUAAAACCACAAUGCCACUACCAGUUUUGUACUUGCAUGUUAAAUCUUGUGGUGGCUGCACACAGUCAGUUAAUGAUGAGACUACUGAAGAUGAUGAUGAUGAAGAUGUAAAAGUAGUUGGUGAGAUUACCAGAGCAGUUACCCCUACAGCCCCGGCUUCUACACCUACACCCACCACUUCAAUACAAACUUGGUCUCCUACACCCACCACAAGUUUUGAGGUGAGCUAAAUGAAAAUGCUGUGUUUUUAAUAUUCAAAAUAUUUGAGAAUACAUUUGCUUUUCAUUUUAAUAUAAGUGCAUAAGGACCAGUGCAGUUAGUAAAAUUAAUUAGUUAAUGUUAAGAUUUUAUUACUAACGGUAAUGGUAUUUUCUUUGUAGUGCCUUAUUGUCAAGCACUUUUGAUUAAUUGAUUGUAAUUAUACUGUCUCUCAUUGGUACAUAAAGACCAUUUUGCAAGAGGUAAAUAACACUGGUUGAGAAAAAUGCCCUAUUUUCAUAGUUUUAAAACACUACACAAAUGUUAGAAGUCAAUACAAUUUACUAAACAUUUAGAACUGAAUCAGAAUGUUUUUUGUAAAGUAAAAAAAAACUGAAACAGCGAGUGCUUGUUUAGAUCUUGCAAAAUACUCGGUGACCAAAGUAUUUAAAGUGACAAAUUAAACAAAUUACUUGAUUGGAGUUUGGAAAUAACCAAUUGUGUUUUAAUUGGGAUUUUAUUGUAUAAUACUUAAUCAGUUGUCCUUUUGCCAU
Messenger RNA from Rhinichthys klamathensis goyatoka, 1279 nucleotides. RefSeq lists its product as uncharacterized. The record is from RefSeq and is a predicted model, not a curated record. The transcript has 5 exons. Lineage: Eukaryota; Metazoa; Chordata; Actinopteri; Cypriniformes; Leuciscidae. Bases 23 to 757 code for a protein of 244 amino acids.